AGAAGAUUCGGUUCUCUGAGCGUUCGGUUGGUCAGCGUGUGUGGAGUCGGUGUGUGUGUGUGUGUUUGUGUGUGUUGAGUGUGUGUGUGAUCGGAGUCUCCGGUUGGUCAGUGCUGUACAGCGGCAGCAGAUCUCCAUCAAUGCGGUGGCGGAUCCCGCUGAAUGCGCCCGGGGAAGCGCGCUGAUCGGCGGCUCUGCUGAUCUGACCUCUGACACCAUGACAGCGGAGUUUAAUAACCUGACGUCGCUCAUCAGUAACGCGACCGACUCGCCCAACCAAACCUCAGGAUGUUCGCUCACAAAAACCGGCUUCCAGUUCUACUACCUGCCCACGGUCUACAUCCUGGUGUUCCUGACCGGCUUCAUCGGCAACAGUCUGGCCAUAUGGAUGUUCGUCUGCCACAUGAGACCCUGGAGCAGCAUCUCCGUCUACAUGUUCAAUCUGGCGCUGGCCGACUUCUGUUACGUGCUCUCGCUGCCCUUCCUCAUCUACUACUACUUCAACAAGACCGACUGGAUCUUCGGGGACGUCCUGUGCAGGCUGCAGAGAUUCAUCUUCCAUGUUAAUCUCUACGGGAGCAUCUUGUUUCUAACAUGCAUCAGCGUGCACCGAUAUUCCGGCGUCGUGCAUCCGCUGAAAUCGUUGGGACGGCUGAAAAAGAAGAACGCGGUGCGCACUGUCGCCCUCGUGUGGUUCAUCGUGGUAGCAGGAAUUGCGCCGAUUCUCUACUACUCCCGUACGAGUCGUAAAAAAGAACACACCACAUGCUACGACACCACGAGUCAAGACGAGCUGCCUGGAUAUUUCAUUUACAGCAUGUGCUUGACGGUGUUCGGCUUCUGCAUCCCCUUCAUCAUCAUCCUCAGCUGUUACGGAGGAAUCGUCAAGGCUUUAAUAUGUAAUGAUAUGGACAAUGCUCCGCUUAGGAAGAAGUCCAUCUAUCUGGUGAUCAUCGUGCUGACCGUAUUCGCCGUCUCCUAUCUGCCGUUCCACGUCAUGAAGAACCUGAACAUGAGAGCGCGGCUGUACUUCCAGAGUCCCGAUAUGUGUGCAUUUAAUGACCGCGUCUACGCCACAUAUCAGGUGACCCGCGGCCUGGCCAGCCUCAACAGCUGUGUCGACCCAAUACUGUACUUUCUGGCCGGCGAUACAUUUCGGAGGAGACUUUCCAGAGCCACCAAGAAGUCCUCCAGGAAAGGAGAUCAUCCUCUGCAGUCUAAGAGUGAGGAGACGGCGCUCAACAGCCUGCCGGAGUCAGUGCAGAACGGUGAAAACCGCAUGUGAGAGAACUCGAGCGCCACGCAGCAUGACUUCUUCAUUCACACCCAUGCGUUAGAGAUGGCUAAGAUAGAAUCACACUAUCAGAUUCAGUGGUUUCUCAUGGGCACGUCUCAGCGAGGGGCACUUCACCUAAAACACCCAACAGCAUCUGGCUGCAGCUUUAUGAUGCAAGCUGAGACUGCAUAUCUCAGCGAUGCAAUGUCAGACGCAAUGCACUGAGUGAAGAUAGUGACGUCACUGUUAGGGGUGUUAGGGGUUAGGUUAAAAAGCAUUGCAUGCAGCUCAGAUUGCAUCUGCACCAGCUCUGCAUCCAGACCCCUCUCACAAUAUUAGGUAUUUUCCAUAAUACUGUAGCAAAAACAAAGUUAAUCCCAAUUCACAUUCUUAUACUACACCCUAAAGCUAUGUCUUAUUUUGUGAAGGAAAAAUAUCUGCUUUUGAGCGUGUGACAGAAGCUUUGGGACACACUUCUUCCUCAUCACCAGAUCCAUAUGUUGCUUAGUCAAUCCACACACCAUCCACAUUUCUGUCAUGUUUAAUGUCCUGCCUUAUUGGAGAAGCAGCAGCAGGGUAAUCUCCCGCUCACCAGUCUGUCAUGCAGAGAAGUCUCCUCAGGUGUUGGAGAAUUCUGCAUUCAGUUGUUAAUGUCCAAACACGUCUAUACAGUAGCUCAGCAUUGUGGUUGCAGAUGAAAUACAACCCAGAAAACACUAGAUCUCUACUUGACGGUGGAUCUCACGUGUCCAUCACGUUUGUAGUUUAUUUACACUUUUCACCUGCGUUUGUAGUUCUAAACGAAUUCACGUCCAAUGCGCAGUGCACUGUGGGUAAUAUGGACGCUUCUACACUUCACAUUUUUACACCUUUGGCAUACUCUUUAACAUACUACGAUUUGGGACGUACUCAUUCUAUUGUUGAAUACUAUUUAAGAUGGAUAGUAUGUGAGUCAGGAUGCAGCAGCCGUUUGUUUCUCAGAAUACAGCGGUUCCUCGUUAAUCGUAGGAGUUACGGUCCAGUCUGCAAUAAAAUCCGCAAAGUAGUCCCGGUUUAUUUUUUACACUUAUUAUAGAUGUUUUAGGGCGAUGCAGGGGCGCAGUAGGUUGUGCUGUCGCCUCACAGCAAGAAGAUCGCUGGUUUGAGCCUGGGCUGGGUCAGUUGGCAUUUCUGUGUAGAGUUUGCAUGUUCUCCCUGCAUGUUUUCUCCGGGUGCUCCAGUUUCCCCCUACAGUCCAAACACAUGCAACACAGGUGAAUUUGGCUAGGCUAAGAUGCCCGUAGUGUGUGUGAAUGAGCGUUUAUGGAUGUUUCCCAGAGAUGGUUUGCAUCUGGAAGGGCAUCCGCUGCAUGAAGUGUGCUGGAUAAGUUGCCGAUUCAUUCCGCUGUGGCGACCCCUGAUUAAUAAAGUCGAAAAGAAAAUACUUUCACGAUUUUUUCACAUAGGCAUUAACAUUUUCACACUGUUCUCCCUCGUUUAAACUCUCGAGUAACUUCUACCUUCCUUUAUCAUGUCCAGAAGUCCAAGUUUUUGUGCGAUGGUUAGCAUCUUCUUGACUUUGGGUGCAACCGUGGGUGCUUUUGAUGGUGCAGAAUGUUUCAUGGCAUUAUGUUGUGUGUUAAUUUCCAAACAAUCAGGAUCACACUUCAGAGUCAGUGUGGAUGAGCCCUGAGGAGGAUGUGUUCCCAAAAAAUGUCCAUUUUGAAUGCAAUAGACUUCAGGUUUCUGAUUCAAAGUAUCAUGCAGUGUGACCCUCCAGUGUGUUUACAUGACCAAGGGUUCCACAAUGAGUUUUGGAUUGAUCUUUAUAAACUAAACCCAGAGAUUUGGAUUUGGAUGGCAAUUAAAUCAGCACACAACCUCAGUAGUUUAGUAAUGUAGCUGGGAUUUUCAUGCAUGUUGUGAGGAAUAACGACUGUAAAAUCACCCACUACCCCCUGCAAAUGGUGAAAAUCCCCCACGUCCCUGUGAGAAACCAUUACCAUCCGAAUAGUUCUGUAGAGUGUUGUAAAUCGCGGUACUGUACUCUGGUCAGUGUUACUCCUGUAGAGCUCUGCAAGUGUUUCUCCCGUUUUAACAAAUGUCUUGAUCAAAGAGUCGAACACCAUGAAGCAAAUCAACCUAUAUGAGGAGAAUAACACUAGAAAUGUAGAUCUGAAGCACAUGUAGAUGAAAACCAGACGAUAGAUCAAAGAUACAGACAGUGAGCUGAACCACUUUAAUGAGGGACUACAAUCCCAUGAUGCACUGCCAAUGACACAAUCACGCUAAAACAGUGGAGAGAGACAUAACAAGUCAUUUAAACUUGUUAGUUUAAUCUUUGGGGAAUAACACACACACACACACACACACACACACACACUUUACUUAGCUAUUUAAAUGGAGAUAAUGCAUAGACUUCUGUUGUGUUCAUUCAGAGAUUUCACAUGUGUGACUGCAUAUAUAUGCAGAUAUUUCAGUAUUUUGAAAGUGUUGUUAAACUUGAUAAUAUCCUUGGCUGUGCUUCAUGAGAUCUGUACAAUCUAUUUAGUUGCUGCAGCUCUCUGAUUGGUGGAAUUCUCUGUACGGCAUUAUGGGUAAUGUAGUUUUUUACACUCUAAACAAAUCCUGGGUUACCAUAACCUAUUGGUGGGUCAAAUAUAUAGGUAAAUAUUUCCAAUUAAAUUGAAAUUUUACACUUUUUAACCCAUUGUAUUGGUUUGAAUUUGACCCAAUGUUGGGUUACAACCACCAGGCAUGUUUUUAGAGUGUUGUAAAACAAAUAAGUGUGAUUAGAUUCAGUGUUCAGCAUAAGCAAUCACCAACAGCCUCAGCGCUGCAUCGGGUCCGUCUGUAGAGGAUUAUAUCAUUGUUAAAAAUUAAUUUCCCUACAGAGAGACGAAUGGAGUCUUGCCGUCUGGGACUGGACUGUUGCGCACUGCUGCUUUCACAGUUUUACUCUAAUGUGAUUUCCACGAAUAGACUGCAGAGCCGCCGAAUGAACAAUCGCUAACAAUGAUUUAACAGUCAUUAAUGUCACAGAUAACACGAGCACUGGCGUUCCACUGUACGGCACAUGUUCUGUCAUGAUCUCAGAACAGUUCAGAUGCACUAAACAUGUGGGAAAGGAUUGAUUGUACACUUGAUGUGUGUGUGUGUGUGUGUGUGUGUGUGUGUGUGUGUGUGUUGAUAUGUAUUCUACUGUUACUGUAUAGAUGUGUAGAUAUCAGCCCAUGACUUAUGAAGGGACUCUUAUAGCCAAGUAGUGGACAAAUACUGUAUGUUUAUAAUGUAUUUCUCUGUAAUGAUCUGUCCUAUUUAAAGCUAAAACAAAUACACACGUCUAAAUAAAAAUCAUGUUUACGGAGUCUUCA
Molecule: messenger RNA, 4629 nt
Organism: Danio rerio (zebrafish)
Lineage: Eukaryota; Metazoa; Chordata; Actinopteri; Cypriniformes; Danionidae
Source: RefSeq, a predicted model, not a curated record